AAGUUUAGUCGCAAGGUACCCGUAUCGCACAACGCACCUCACAUAUUUUGUGCUUGAAAUUGAUGUGUGUAGGUGCAUAUAUAUCUAUGUAUGUGAUAUAUAUACAUCUUUGUGUGUACUCAUUAGGUCCCUGUAUUUAUGAAGACGUAUCGGCUCAAAAAUGAACAAGAAAUUUAGAAACGUAUAAAUUUCGUAUAAUAAUGGAAUUGGCUUGAAAAAUACAAAACCAUUUUCUUGAAAAUUGAAAGAGAAAUAUGUCCAAAGUAUAUAGAUUCCUGUUGUUGAAAUCGGGCUGAUAGGAUAUGAUAUAUAAAGUACGCAAGGUAUGUUUAUACCAGAAACACUAAGAAGCUGUAUGAUCGAGACGGACGUAUCUUCCUAUUUACAAACAUCAUCUACCGGACAGGUAAAAACUAUAUAUGAUGAAUUUCACCCAUUCAUUGAGGCAUUAUUACCAUACGUCAAAUCAUUCUCGUACUCUUGGUUUAACUUGCAAGCUGCUAAACGAAAAUAUUACAAGAAACACGAGAAGCGCAUGUCGUUGGAAGAAGAAAGGCAUUGUAAGGAUGAGCUGCAGAAUGAAAAAACAGAAGUGAAACAGAAAUGGGCGUCACGACUUUUGGGUAAACUACGAAAGGAUAUAACACAAGAGAGUCGAGAGGAUUUUGUGCAAUCGAUUAUUGGGAAACGUAAAUCCAUUUGUGUCCUAUCGAAUCCCGAUCAAAAAGGAAAAAUGAGACGCAUCGACUGCCUAAGACAAGCCGACAAAGUCUGGCGUCUCGACCUCGUUAUGGUUAUACUCUUUAAGGCUAUACCAUUAGAGAGUACCGAUGGCGAACGGUUGGAAAAGAAUCCUGAAUGUCUCCAUCCCGGUCUGUGUGUCAAUCCCUAUCACAUAAACGUCUCCGUGAGAGAGUUGGAUCUGUAUUUGGCGAAUUUCAUCAACACGCACAAUUCAUCAAUAAAUACCAUCUCCAGUUCAUUGCCUAGCAGCCGAUCGGCCCAAGUUGCCAUUUGCAGUCAACAUCGAAACAAUAAUAUACCAGUAGACAGAAAAGACGAUAAUGACAUUGAUGCGAAAACAGAAGGUCUUCGCCACAAUCCAUACAAUGGUGUUGUUUGCAACGAUAUUAUCCUGGCCACCGGAGUUUUCUCAUCGCAGGAGCUCUGGACCCUCUCCAAAGACUCAAUACUGGAUGAAGUGAGUGAUAAUAGCUUGCAAACGAACAUUAUCAAGAGGGAGAAUCUGGGAACGGCUUUUGACUGCAACACAUAUCAACUGACUCCCGAUUCACCCAUAUCCAGCUCGCAGGGCCAGGCACAAGCAGGUGCUAUUGUGGCCAAUACAAUUCCUGGCGGAUACAUUGACUUUAUCGAUCAGAAUCAGAGAAGCGUACACUUAUCAUCGUCUCCACUGCUGCGCGCAGAUACGACAAAUGGCUCGAGCGAUGCAUGCAAAAUUGACCAAAGCUCGUCGCCUCCACUAAUUUCAUGUACAACAACAACGGGCACCGAGAACUGCUCAACUGGCAGUUUCUCUGUCGUCCUCCGAUCAGCUGACAACAUGAAUUCAAGUGAGGAAAUAACAACAGCGGCAGCUGAGUCCUCAAUUUCCCUGAAUCGAUAUACGCCUCUAAAUAGUCGCCCCAGUGUAGCUAUGCCAGCUAUUCGCUCAGCAGAAGCCAUAUUGCAUCACAACUGUUCGACAUUUCUGGCAACGUCUGUUAGCCCGGUUAAUACAAUCUAUUAUCCGCAACAUAGCAGUCCACGACUUAUGCCUCAUACGAUAUUAGAUCAGGAACAUGCACAUGCCACACAACAACAACAACAAGAACAACAGCAACAACAACAACACCAGCAGCAGCAGCAGCAUCAGCAACAGCAGCAACAACAGCAGCAGCAUCUUGCCAGCGACACACAUGAUAUAAGCGAUUUUGUAACGUACGUUUGCCAAGAUGGAGCAGGAGGUGGAGGGCAUUCAACAAGCCUAGCGGCAGCCGCAGCCGCAGCAACCUUAGAUAGUCCAGUCUUUCAGCAUGCGCAUCAGUUGUCCACACAUCAUAGCCAUCAUUCCCCUCACUAUCAAAUCCAUCCACAGCUGAGAGCAACGAAAUUGGGGGCUGCUCCAUCGUCGUCCCAUUAUCAUAGCACAAUGUUGCCUCCGAUGCUGCCACCGAUGGCUCGACCUGUUGCUAUAAUACGCACCAGCGCUGAUCUGGCAAGGGUCACGGGGCAGUCUUCCGCCACGUCCUCGUCGACGAAGGGCAGCACAGUGGCCAAUGAUGAUGAGAAUCGCAACAUCAAUUCAAUGGAUGGGGGUACCCAGAGUCCAGCUAAUCCAGAGAUAGAUCCAAAUACAAAUGCGGAUUGUACAACUUUGGUUUCAAGAUCCUCGCCACAGUCGCAGCCACAGCCACAGCCACAGCCAGCGACCAGUCCUCAUACCCAUACAAGCGAAAGUCUCCGAAGUAAAAUGCCAUCGAUUGCCUCGAAUUCGCUAACUCGAAUCGCAACGCCAAUGUACCCCACGGCAAAUAGUCGAGAGUAUUUCAAUCACUUUCAUACCCAAUCGACAUCGCUAUUGGGCUAUGCUGGAUCUAUUUCGACAAUGUCUGGUGUCAUGAGUCCAACAAAUCUGAGUUUAUAUUCAACACCAACAAUGACUGUGAGCUCUGCACAUCGUUCAAAUGCAAGAUCCCGAUGGAAUAAUGGACUAACCGAAGAUGAAUUUAACCUAAUUCCGCACUCUGUAGCUAGUACAAAUAUAGAAAAUACACAGGUUAUAUUGAUGGAAGAUUCAACGGGUCGUUUCACUGAUGAAUACUCUACAAAUGCAAAUCGUGAUUAUGUUUAAUAAAUUACCAACAUAAUAUUGUGGAGCUAUGCUUCGGGCAAGCUAAAGCUGAUAUACAAUUAUUAAGGCAUAUUUAAAAAGAACAAACAUACUGAUAUUCUCCCAUAACAUACAUUGUACAUAUGCAUAAUAUAAACAAAAGUAAAAGUUGAAACAAUUAUACAUAAAAUAUUUGGUUAUAUAGAUAUACAUAAAAAAAAAAAAAAAAAA
This is a messenger RNA of Drosophila mojavensis, 3064 nucleotides long. RefSeq lists its product as uncharacterized. NCBI's taxonomy places the organism in Eukaryota, Metazoa, Arthropoda, Insecta, Diptera, Drosophilidae. Gene Ontology annotation, molecular function: DNA-binding transcription factor activity, RNA polymerase II-specific; RNA polymerase II cis-regulatory region sequence-specific DNA binding. The record is from RefSeq and is a predicted model, not a curated record. Gene Ontology annotation, cellular component: nucleus. The transcript is spliced from 10 exons. Bases 326 to 2854 code for a protein of 842 amino acids. Gene Ontology annotation, biological process: regulation of transcription by RNA polymerase II.